Brassica oleracea var. oleracea is the source of this 1664-nucleotide messenger RNA. Its product is annotated as polyadenylate-binding protein RBP47B-like. Gene Ontology annotation, cellular component: cytosol. NCBI's taxonomy places the organism in Eukaryota, Viridiplantae, Streptophyta, Magnoliopsida, Brassicales, Brassicaceae. The record is from RefSeq and is a predicted model, not a curated record. Bases 150 to 1424 code for a protein of 424 amino acids. The transcript is spliced from 6 exons. Gene Ontology annotation, molecular function: mRNA binding.
UCUCUCUCUCUCUCUAUCCGCCACUACCACAGCUCUCUAGAGCCACUUCUUCUUCGGUCUCGGAGAGGGAAACAGAGAGAAAGAUCAACAUAAGCUUCUGAAAAAAUCUAGCUCGGAGAUAUCAGAUCGGAUCCGGACUUUGUUUAAAGAUGCAGACAACCAACGGCUCAGAUUCGACGUCAGCCACGCCUCCGGCUAACCAAACGACUCCUCCGCCGCCUCAGCAGUGGCAGCAGCAUCAACAGUGGAUGAUGCAGUAUCCAGGCGCGGCGGCGAUGAUGAUGAUGCAACAGCAGCAGCAGCAUAUGAUGAUGUAUCCUCACCAAUACCUUCCUUACAAUCACGGUGGUCAUUAUCACCACCACCCUCCUAACCUCCAAUACGCACCGUAUCAUCAGCAACACCAUAACCACCACCAAAAGACACAUGAGCGUGGUGGAUCUGGAGAAGACGUCAAGACUCUAUGGGUUGGUGACCUUCUUCAUUGGAUGGACGAGACUUAUCUCCACACCUGCUUUUCUCACACCGGCGAGGUUUCUUCUGUGAAAGUUAUUCGAAACAAGCAGACACUUCAGUCAGAAGGAUACGGUUUUGUUGAGUUUCUUACACGUGCUGCAGCUGAAGAGGUUCUUCAGAGCUUUAGCGGUUCUAUAAUGCCUAACUCCGAGCAAGCCUUCCGCUUAAACUGGGCGUCUUUUAGCACUGGUGAGAAGAGAGCAGUAGAGAAUGGUCCUGAGCUGUCGAUAUUCGUUGGAGAUUUGUCUCCGGAUGUGACUGAUAGUAUGUUGCAAGAGUUGUUUGCUGAGAGAUAUCCCUCUGUCAAAAGCGCUAAAGUUGUGAUUGACUCCAACACCGGCCGGUCUAAAGGUUACGGUUUUGUUAGGUUCGGUGAUGAGAGUGAGAGAUCAAGGGCUUUGACUGAGAUGAAUGGAGCUUUGUGUUCCAACAGGCAGAUGAGAGUUGGUGUUGCGACUCCUAAAAGAGCUGUUGCUAAUCAGCAACAACAUUCUUCACAAGCUGUGAUAGUGGCUGGUGGACAUGGAGCAAAUGGUUUCACUGCUCAUGGGUCACAGUCUGAUGGUGAUUCAAACAACUCAACAAUAUUCGUUGGCGGACUUGACCCUGAUGUUACUGAAGAAGACCUCAGAGAACCUUUUAUACAAUUUGGCGAGGUUGUUUCAGUGAAGAUCCCACUAGGCAAAGGAUGUGGGUUUGUCCAACUUUCUAACAGGAAGAGUGCUGAUGAUGCGAUCCAGAGUUUGAACGGGACAGUCAUCGGCAAGAACACUGUCAGGCUCUCUUGGGGAAGAACUCCGAACAAGCAGUGGAGAGGAGACAAUGGAGGAUACUCGCGAGGACAAGGUUACAACAACGGAGGCUACGCUAACCACCACGACUCCAACACCUAUCCUGCCGAGACUUGAAGAUAAUAAGAGACUCGAAGUGUUCAUGGAUCAUAGUGGUUUAAGCCUUCUGUGAUUCAUAACACAUCAAUCAAAUGCUAAAACUUGUAGUCGAAAAAGAGAAUUUUGUUAGAUUUGAUUUGGUUUUGAUAGACUGAAACAUGUUGGUUAAUGGUUACUGGUGUCUUGUCUGAAGACUAACAUAAUGGUUUGUUCUCGUUAGAUAAUUUAGCCGUGCAAGUUAAAACCUUUAACUUCUCA